GACACUUGCGCGACGGCGGCGACGGUCACUCAGCGCUCCUUCGCGACGGUUCGGCCGGGUGCCGCUGGCGGCCGUUGCCAGGGUGGGGGUCGCUUUGCGGCAUGGCGAUGGCGGAGGGCGAACGGACUGAGUGUGCUGAGCCCCCCCGGGACGAACCCCCUGCCGAAGGCACCUUGAAGCGGGCCGAGGAGCUCAAGACCCAGGCCAACGACUACUUUAAAGCCAAGGACUACGAGAACGCCAUCAAGUUCUACAGCCAGGCCAUCGAGCUGAACCCUAGCAAUGCCAUCUACUAUGGCAACCGCAGCCUGGCCUACCUGCGCACUGAGUGCUACGGCUAUGCGCUGGGUGAUGCCACACGGGCUGUGGAGAUCGACAAGAAGUACAUCAAAGGCUACUACCGCCGGGCCGCCAGCAACAUGGCUCUGGGCAAGUUCCGGGCUGCCCUGCGUGACUACGAGACGGUGGUGAAGGUGAAGCCUCAUGACAAAGAUGCCAAGAUGAAGUACCAGGAAUGCAGCAAGAUCGUGAAGCAGAAGGCCUUCGAGCGGGCUAUCGCAGGGGAUGAGCACAGGCGCUCUGUCGUGGACUCGCUGGACAUCGAGAGCAUGACCAUUGAGGACGAGUACAGUGGGCCAAAGCUUGAGGAUGGCAAAGUGACAAUCACCUUCAUGAAGGAGCUCAUGCAAUGGUACAAGGACCAGAAGAAGCUGCACCGGAAGUGCGCCUACCAGAUUCUGGUGCAGGUGAAAGAGGUCCUGUGCAAGCUGAGCACGCUCGUGGAGACCACGCUGAAAGAGACAGAGAAGAUUACAGUGUGUGGGGACACCCAUGGCCAGUUUUAUGACCUCCUCAAUAUAUUCGAGCUCAACGGUUUGCCCUCCGAGACCAACCCCUAUAUAUUUAAUGGCGACUUUGUGGAUCGUGGCUCCUUCUCCGUGGAGGUGAUCCUUACCCUUUUUGGCUUCAAGCUCCUGUACCCAGAUCACUUUCACCUACUUCGAGGCAACCAUGAGACAGACAACAUGAACCAGAUCUACGGUUUCGAGGGUGAGGUGAAGGCCAAGUACACCGCUCAGAUGUACGAGCUCUUCAGCGAGGUGUUCGAGUGGCUCCCGCUGGCCCAGUGCAUCAAUGGCAAAGUGCUGAUCAUGCACGGAGGUCUGUUCAGCGAGGACGGCGUCACCCUGGACGACAUUAGGAAGAUCGAGCGGAACCGGCAGCCUCCGGACUCGGGCCCCAUGUGCGACCUGCUGUGGUCAGAUCCCCAGCCACAGAAUGGGCGCUCAGUGAGCAAGCGGGGUGUGAGCUGCCAGUUCGGGCCGGAUGUCACAAAGGCCUUCCUGGAGGAGAACCAGCUGGACUACAUCAUCCGCAGCCACGAGGUCAAGGCCGAGGGCUACGAGGUGGCCCACGGCGGCCGCUGUGUCACCGUCUUCUCCGCCCCCAACUACUGCGACCAGAUGGGGAACAAAGCCUCCUACAUUCACCUCCGGGGUUCCGACCUGCGGCCCCAGUUCCACCAGUUCACAGCAGUGCCUCACCCCAACGUCAAGCCCAUGGCCUACGCUAACACACUGCUGCAGCUGGGGAUGAUGUGAGGCGAGGCCCCCCUGGCCAGCACCCUGCAUCCAGGACCUGAGCAGCCCCGCCCAAGGGCAGCGUUGGACCCCCUUUUACUUUGUAAAGUUUGUAUUUAUUCCUCUUUAGGUUGCAGAGGGGGUGGGCAGAGCAGAGCAGGGCUGGCCAGAGUGGCUGCUCCCUGGACAGGCAGGAAGAAGGUGCCCAAGCUGGGGUGCAGAGGGGCACAGCCAGGCACUCUGGAGGAAGGCUGGCCGGGGGCGGGGCCAGGAGGAUUCCCCGCCCCAUUGUUUGCAUGGUUCCUCCCCGCUAAAGCAAUAGGGCCCUGCCCUAGGAAGACCCUAGGAAGAGGGUCAUCAGGGAGGCCUCGCCUGCACCCUGUCUCCUGGUAGCCCAAGGGGGGGGCCAGGCCAGGCCCACCCCUCCCCCAGCUGUUUUAUGUCUGUAAUUAAAUAUGUUAAAAUAAAGUCAUUAUUGUAAGUCA
Molecule: messenger RNA, 2065 nt
Organism: Perognathus longimembris pacificus (Pacific pocket mouse)
Lineage: Eukaryota; Metazoa; Chordata; Mammalia; Rodentia; Heteromyidae
Gene: Ppp5c
Product: protein phosphatase 5 catalytic subunit
Exons: 13
Coding region: 102-1601 (499 amino acids)
Cellular component (GO): nucleus; cytosol
Molecular function (GO): protein binding; protein serine/threonine phosphatase activity
Source: RefSeq, a predicted model, not a curated record